Messenger RNA from Acipenser ruthenus (sterlet), 1069 nucleotides. RefSeq names its product cell adhesion molecule DSCAML1-like. The transcript is spliced from 3 exons. The record is from RefSeq and is a predicted model, not a curated record. NCBI's taxonomy places the organism in Eukaryota, Metazoa, Chordata, Actinopteri, Acipenseriformes, Acipenseridae. The coding region runs from base 464 to 1039 and encodes 191 amino acids.
GUCCGCUGCUCAGGUGAGUUCCAAGUGAGUGCGCUGCCCUCCACCUGGGCGCUGCUGAGCAACCCGGGGCACAGAGCGGCUACCGCGGUGCUGUCCAGCACUGUCCAGCACUGUCCAGCACUGUCCGCGGCGCCUCCCGACAGGCACUAACAGUGAGGACGGCACGUUUCCUGCGUGUCAGGUCUGUGGGUUUACCUGUCCCGCCUGGUGCCCCGGUGCUUUUGUAGUGGCCACGGAGAGAAGGAGGGGCGAGGUGUUCAAGAUCAUCCCACCUUCGCGGAUGACGGGUCCGGCUGGGAGGAGACAGAGGCGGCGCUCGUCGGUCGCUCCAACUCAGAGCCGGGGAGCUUGGGACUAGUGCUGGAGAUAAAGCAGGGACCACCAGGAGACAGCGGAGCACGCGACUACAGAACUGCACAGGGUCUGCACAACAUCCCCCGGAAAUAUACCUGCUAUUUAUGGCAUGUGGCUGGUAACUUUUUUUCUGCUGUACUCUUUACAAAAAGCACGCAGUGAGGAUGUUGGGACCAGCCUAUACUUUGUGAAUGACUCCGUACAGCAGCUGACAUUUUCCAGCACGGUAGGGGCGGUGAUACCCUGCCCUGCCUCUGGCUCCCCCAGCGCUGGGCUGCGCUGGUACCUGGCCACGGGAGAUGACAUCUACGAUGUGCCACACAUCCGCCACGUGCACGCCAACGGCACACUGCAGCUCUACCCCUUCUCCCCCUCUGCCUUCAACAGCUUCAUCCACGACAAUGACUACUUCUGCACUGCAGACAACUCCGCUGGCAAGAUCCGGAGCCCCAGCAUCAGGGUGAAAGCAGUUUUCAGGGAACCCUACACAGUUCGUGUGGAGGAUCAGCGGUCGAUGCGUGGAAACGUGGCUGUGUUUAAGUGCCUCAUCCCUUCUGCAGUGCAGGAAUAUGUAAGCGUAGUGUCCUGGGAGAAAGACACCGUCUCCAUUGUCCCAGGUAGGAACUCCUUUCCACUCAUCUCAGAAGCUGGCUGUGCUUCAUUGGUUCAAACCUGCUUGUGUUAGUGAUCUGAAUUCUGUGUACUGCACUGUAUU